Messenger RNA from Penicillium malachiteum, 747 nucleotides. Its product is annotated as DUF2458 domain-containing protein. Lineage: Eukaryota; Fungi; Ascomycota; Eurotiomycetes; Eurotiales; Aspergillaceae. The record is from RefSeq and is a predicted model, not a curated record. Bases 1 to 747 code for a protein of 248 amino acids. The transcript is spliced from 3 exons.
AUGGCGGACUAUCCCUCUAAUACCCCGGACUUGAGCUCCGUGCUUCAGACGCUAUCUACACUGGCUUCUCAGAAUAAUCAAUCUCAAUCUCAAUCCCAAGCACCUGAAUGGAGCCACUCAAAUUCCUCUGCUCAAUCAAAGCCACACAUUGACUCUAACAUUCCUGCACCUCGCACUACAUCCCAGAGCGUACCACGUCGUCAUCCCAGCUCAUCCUCAAAACCAGCAAGUACACCCACUGUGGAUCCUUCGACUAUUACGACCUGGCCUGCAGCACUGCGAUAUGUCAUGCGAAGUGUCGGCCAAAAUGAAGAAACCCAACUUCGUGUCCGUGGUUUGAUUCGAAGUCAACAUAGCCAUGAACAGCAAUGGUGGAAUGGCCGCCAGGCUCUUCUACAGCGGCAGCAGGCUCGAGGAGAUAAAAAGAAGGAGCUGGAUGAAGUCCUACGAUCUAUUGGUGCACCUGUUGAUUCUGCCAACAUAUCAACUGCUCAAGAAGACAAGGCAGAACUAAUGAACUAUGACUUCAAGAUUUACAAGGCGUCAGUGAAGAUGGCGGAUGCCUUGAUGGCGGAGUUACGUGGACUAAACAUCCCGUUCUUCGUUCUCAGAAAGGAGAUCCAGCCAUCUUCAUCAAAAGGCGAGAGUGAAGCUCUGGUGGAAGGACCACCAAAAUUGUCUGACUCCGAGCUUGCUGACUUGCAACGUCGCAUGCUGGAGCUACUAGAAGAUCUUUGCAAAGAAUGA